AUGGCCGAAACUUCAGCUAAUGUCAACUUGAACCUCAUCCCGGCGAUGGAAGCGCCGCCGGGAGAGGUCAGCAAUCUCAAGGAUCCGGCGAAUAUGAACCGGUUCAUGUACCUCACCGCCGGGGUCUGCCUGAGCUGCUCGACAUUGGCAGUCAUAUUUCGCUUAUUUGUCAAGGCUCGAAUCAUAAGAGCCAUUCAGCUUGAAGAGUUCAUUCUAUCCUUCUCGCUGGCGGGACUUAUUUCGUUAACGGGAGUCAUGAUUCAAUCAACGCUUAUGGGGCAAGGAGUACACCAAUGGAACGUGUCAGCGGCACAUGCGCAGAAAAUCGUCGAGUAUGCAAAUAUCAUCGAAAUCGUCUAUUGCCCUGCUAUCCUGGGCGCUAAAGUCGCCAUGCUCCUCCAAAUAAAGCGCAUCUUCGUUGUCGGCAAGAAAGGGGCACUAUUUUGGCUGCACGAAAUAAUCCUAUGGCUCAACGUUCCUACGUAUACUGGCCUUAUGUUUAGUUUCAUCUUCAGCUGCGUUCCGCGUGAGAAGAUUUGGGACUCAUCUGUGCCGGGCCAUUGUGUCUCUGUGUCUACUUCCCUUAUUGCGACUUCCGUGUUGAAUGUCCUAUCCGAUGUGACUAUGCUAUUCCUCCCGGUAGCUGUGAUUAUGCAAUUACAUCUACCCACACGGAGUAAAAUAAUCCUGAGCGCUAUAUUCGGGACAGGUGUUUUGACCAUUAUCGCGAGUGUUAUCCGCUUGAUAUAUACCGUCCGACUUAUUCGAACCGAAGACUUCACCCGGGCAAUCAUGCCGGUGGGACUAUGGGCCAUCGCCGAAGUUACGUCUGUCACCCUUGCCGGUGCCAUUCCCCUACUACCUGGCUUCGUCAAAUUCGUCCGAAACGGUAACGACUCUUCUGGCACGCGAUCAGGUUCCCGCUGGGCCUCCAACUACGGGACCGGCUCCAGGGGACAACCCCACUAUCCCAUGGAUAGCGAGACGGAGACGAUAAUUAAUGCUGACUCGCUGAAAGACAAUGCGGUUCCAUUAGGCAUUAUGAAGACAGUGCAGGUCCAAGCUGUUUAUGAUCGGUCAUAG
Paecilomyces variotii is the source of this 1083-nucleotide messenger RNA. RefSeq lists its product as hypothetical. The coding region runs from base 1 to 1083 and encodes 360 amino acids. The transcript is spliced from 4 exons. The record is from RefSeq and is a predicted model, not a curated record. Lineage: Eukaryota; Fungi; Ascomycota; Eurotiomycetes; Eurotiales; Thermoascaceae.